This is a messenger RNA of Lasiodiplodia theobromae, 555 nucleotides long. RefSeq names its product RNA polymerase iii subunit c17. The transcript has 2 exons. Gene Ontology annotation, biological process: transcription initiation at RNA polymerase III promoter. Gene Ontology annotation, cellular component: RNA polymerase III complex. NCBI's taxonomy places the organism in Eukaryota, Fungi, Ascomycota, Dothideomycetes, Botryosphaeriales, Botryosphaeriaceae. Gene Ontology annotation, molecular function: nucleotide binding. The coding region runs from base 1 to 555 and encodes 184 amino acids. The record is from RefSeq and is a predicted model, not a curated record.
AUGAAGGUCCUCGAGAAGCAAUCGUCCGUCCUCACCAACUGGGAAGUUCUCAACAUCGUCCGCGAGCAAAAAGCGGAGUAUGAAGGCAGCGACGGCGCCGGCCGCACACGGCCCAUGCCCAGCAAUCUGAACCGCAUCCUCACCGACGUUGAGGCACAGCUCAUCGAGGCUUCCUCCCCGCUCGCAGGCAGCCACAAGUACCGCGAAAGCGCCAUCCGCACGCUCUUUGUCAAAACCAAGGAGGCAGGCUUCGAGAUCGAGAAGGCCGAGAUGCUCAUGAUCUUCAACCUGCGGCCCAAAUCGCUCGCCGAGCUUGACACGAUCAUGGAGGAGCUCGACGGCCGUUACGACGAGACGAAGCAGGAGGAGCUGCUGGCUAUCGUCAGGGAGUGCCUGGGUCCGCUGGACGACGGAGAAGCGGAGCCGGCGCAGGAUGCGAAGAGCACGGACUGGAGGCACGACACGCACCGCCGGGGCGGCGCGGAGGUCGGACUGAAGGGGGAGAAGCUUGAUAAGCCGAUGGCGGAUAUGAGCUUGGGAGAAAAUGGCGCGUAG